This is a messenger RNA of Hibiscus syriacus, 1026 nucleotides long. Its product is annotated as proteasome subunit alpha type-4-like. Gene Ontology annotation, cellular component: proteasome core complex, alpha-subunit complex; proteasome core complex; cytosol. Gene Ontology annotation, biological process: ubiquitin-dependent protein catabolic process. The transcript has 2 exons. The coding region runs from base 138 to 890 and encodes 250 amino acids. The record is from RefSeq and is a predicted model, not a curated record. NCBI's taxonomy places the organism in Eukaryota, Viridiplantae, Streptophyta, Magnoliopsida, Malvales, Malvaceae.
AAGCUCAGAAUGGCUCGCCGUUUGCUCAAGUUACCUCCAAUAAAAAGAAACUCUCUACUUUCUUUCUCGCACGCUCUACCACCGUCGGAAAGUCGGAAAUCUGAGUUAAUUCUAAUUGUAGACCAGCAUUGAAAAAAAUGUCUCGGAGAUAUGAUAGCCGCACAACAAUCUUUUCCCCUGAAGGUCGUCUCUACCAAGUAGAGUACGCAAUGGAAGCCAUUGGAAAUGCUGGCUCAGCGAUCGGAAUAUUGUCAAAGGAUGGUGUUGUCUUGGUUGGUGAAAAGAAAGUUACUUCCAAGCUUCUUCAAACCUCCACAUCUACGGAAAAGAUGUACAAGAUUGAUGACCAUGUUGCUUGUGCUGUGGCGGGAAUAAUGUCUGAUGCAAACAUCCUCAUCAACACUGCUAGGGUGCAAGCACAACGAUACACAUAUGCUUACCAAGAGCCAAUGCCUGUUGAACAGUUGGUUCAGUCUCUUUGUGACACGAAGCAGGGUUAUACGCAGUUUGGAGGUCUUCGUCCGUUUGGUGUUUCAUUUCUUUUUGCAGGAUGGGACAAAAACUACGGAUUUCAACUUUACAUGAGUGAUCCUAGUGGGAACUACAGUGGAUGGAAGGCUGCAGCUAUCGGCGCCAAUAAUCAGGCAGCUCAGUCGAUGCUAAAACAAGAUUACAAGGACGAGAUCACAAGGGAAGAAGCCGUGCAACUCGCGCUGAAGGUGUUGAGUAAAACUAUGGACAGCACGAGCCUUACUUCGGAGAAGCUUGAGCUGGCUGAGGUUUUCCUUACACCUUCCGGGAAUGUGAAGUACCAGGUUUGCUCACCUGAUUCUGUGAGUAAGUUGUUGCAGAAGUUUGGAGUGACCCAACCUGCCGCCGAGACUUCCUAAGUCUUCGUUAUUUAGGUCCUUUGUUUUCCUGAGGUAAGCUUAUUAUCAUGUUACCUAUUGCCAUAUCCUCUAUCAAACGGAAUUGAAAACUCCGGUGGAUCUUUAAUGUUGCUUGCUGUGAACUAGACUUUGAAUU